UGCAUGAAAGACAAAUAUGAUAUGAUAUCAUAGGUAGAGAGUGGCUUGAAGAUAAUGUGAACCCUCUCCUCUCUACAUUUCCAUAUAUACUACUAUCGAUUCUCUUCAUGUUCUUGUAGUUUCCUUCUUUUCCAAGCCACUCACAAACAUUCAGCCAUUCUUCUCAUCCAAUAAAAUGUCUGUAUCAUUAACAGAUCAAACCGCCUACCUGCACCAAGAAGAAGAUAUUGCAAGAACUAAUGUUUAUACUGAAAGUUCAUAUCAACACCAGCAGUGCUAUUAUGCUGAAAGCCGUAGCGUAUGUGAGAUUGAAGAAGAGAAAUAUUCAAGUGAUCUCUUUGAGAUUAAUCAUGGGGUGCCUUUGGAAUCCAUCAAAGAAGACAUAGAAGGGAGUGUGUUUUCCUUUGAUGUAUAUGGAGAGCAUCAGAAAGAUUGUGUUUAUGUUGGUGUAGGAAAGAGUGAGUCUAGCAUGGAUGCACUUUCUUGGACAUUGAAGAAUGCUAUUAUUGAUUCCAAUACCAUGGUUUUUCUCAUCCAUAUCUUCCCUGAGAUACAUUACAUUCCUUCUCCUUUGGGUAGGCUUCCAAAGAGUCAAGUGAGUGCUCAGCAGGUGGAGAAUUACAUGGCCCAAGAAAGAGACAAGAGGAGAGAACUCCUACAAAAGUUCAUCAACAUGUGUUCUGCAUCCAAGGUUAAGGUAGACACCAUCCUCGUUGAAAGUGAUGCGGUUGGGAAAGCUAUGAUGGACCUCAUUACAGUUGUCAACAUGAGAAAGCUGAUUCUUGGAACCUCCAAGUCCAAUCUAAGGAAGUUGAGGUCUAAGAGAGGAAAUGGGAUAGCUGAUCAAGUAAUUCAAAACGCACCCGAGUUCUGCGAUGUCAAGAUCAUAUGCGAUGGAAAGGAAGUGGUGAUUGACCAGAUGGUUGGAUCACCUAUAACCCUUCCUGACAAUCCCAGUGAAAAGUCUUUCACGUUGCAAGAUGAAUCCAAUACAAAUAACGACUCGUUUGCUUGCAUGUGUUUCAAAUCACCGAAAGUUAUGUAAAAAUAUAAGAUAUAUACACAAGCUGAUCACAGCAGGAAUAGCUCAGUUGCAAGCGCGUCAGACCCGAGAUUGCUUGUUUGAUCACCACAUUGUUUUACUUUUUUCACUUGCACUCUGUCUGUACAUGGUUUCUAUGAUUCUGUAAUCCAUGGAACCACUUGGCUUGCUUCUAUAGAAACUGCAAAAUUCAUGUCA
Messenger RNA from Populus trichocarpa (black cottonwood), 1240 nucleotides. Its product is annotated as U-box domain-containing protein 35. The record is from RefSeq and is a predicted model, not a curated record. Bases 176 to 1045 code for a protein of 289 amino acids. NCBI's taxonomy places the organism in Eukaryota, Viridiplantae, Streptophyta, Magnoliopsida, Malpighiales, Salicaceae. The transcript has 4 exons.